Triticum urartu is the source of this 1768-nucleotide messenger RNA. Lineage: Eukaryota; Viridiplantae; Streptophyta; Magnoliopsida; Poales; Poaceae. The record is from RefSeq and is a predicted model, not a curated record.
GCCUGGGCGCGAUUGCAGUUCCCGUGACUUGCUUGGUUAGAUCAAGGCGUUUCGGGUGUCGUCCCGUGAAAUUUGUGGGAGGAUUAGGGUUACCAAUUCGUCCCGUAGCGCGAUCAUCGGUUGAUCGUGUUGAUUAGCCUGGCUUGAUAGCUCCCGAAAUGGGUAGCGAUCAUUCCAAAACGGGAAACGAUAUGGGCCCGCGUCGUUGUAAUUUUUGUGCUGUAGUUAGAUCGAAACGAUAUGGAUAGCUCAUAGAUUUCUGAGGGGACCAGGGUUAUUAAUUCGGCUUCCUGCCCAAUUAAUUUUCUUGUGCGUUUGGAAUGUUGGCUACACAACAGAAUUUGUAGAUUGCCAUCGAAAAAGUUAAAGCAAGUCAGCUUCAGGGAGAGAAGCGAAACUCGACUAAAUCUUACUCUCUCCGUCCGGAAAUACUUGUCAUCAAAAUGGAUAAAAGGAGAUGUAUCUAGACGUAUUUUAGUUCUAGAUGCUUACCUUUUUAUCCAUUUUGAUGACAAGUAUUCUCGGACGGAGGGAGUACUAGUUAAACAAAGCAUUGCACCUAACCAUCAUGGUUAUUGAGCAAAACCAAAAGGUAAAUAACAGCCUUAGGCUCUUGAACUACAACUGCUUGUUCCAUCUCUUUGAGAUACUGAAGAAACUGCCAUUGCUUCAAUCUUCUGGCCAAACAUAUGGUUUGAGAUAUGUGUAGAUGAAACUUCAGCUUUGUACCAAACUGGUUCAUGCUGCAACUUGGUCUUCUUGCCAUUUUGAUGCACUAACUUCAGUUUAUUGUCUUGCUUAUCUUCUAAUUGAGUGGCAGUGUUCCUGCCUGGUUCCACAAAGAGAGAAGAAAACGUUGGAUUGAGAAGUCAUGGCUUUAGCUUUCAUGUGCAUUUUCAUGUUGUUUGUGAUCAUAUAUUAUCAUCAAAUGAUUUUUUUGGUCAUUUCUGUUGUCUACAGGACCGUAUCUUAUCAUACAUAGACAAUAGCAACAUUGGGGAUUCUGCAGCUACAAGGAACCGACUUGACAGGCUGAUGUUCAGAACAAAUGAGCGGCUUCCCGGUGCCGUACUGCAAGCUCAGGCACGUGUUCUGGAGAGACUGAGAGGCGUUUCUAUCGGAUCAUCUACCUCCAGGCCAUCCAUCACAUUGGAUGAAUUUUCAGCUACGGAUGUGUUUAGAAUCAUUGACUUCGGAAGCAGAGAAGCCCCAUACGAGGCUAAUUGGCCUGGCUCAUCAUCUGUCCAGCCAAGCAGCGGGUCGGAUGAAGAGAGCUUGGAGAACACAUCCAUCAGUUCAACUACUUCCAACAGGUCACCUGGACUGAGCAAGUCUGCCUUUCUUCGGCUACAGAUAGAGAUCUUUGAGGCUAAGAAAGAUGACAACAGGGAGGCAUCGCCGGAAUGCUCGAUUUGUCUCGAUGGUUUCUACGACAGAGACGAGCUGAUAAGGCUGCGCUGCGGACACAGGUUCCACUCGACUUGCUUGGAGCCAUGGGUGCGGAAAUGCGCAGAUUGCCCAUACUGUCGAACAAACAUAAGGUCCCGGCCCCGAUGACAGACCCUCGGUCCAGAACUGCAACAUUGAGUAGGGGGUAUGACCUUAUGACUUCAUAGUAAGAUGUGUUGUUGUAAUCCACUGUUUUGUGCAUAUCUGUUGCACCGGUCCUGCUACGGCAUCAUCUCUUAGAUUCAGUUUAUGUAUCUGAAUAUCUUUGUGUGGAUGAAGAGGCUGAUAGAAUAUACUGCAGCAAGCACUGUUUUAUGCA